CACACUUUACUUUGUUUCUUAGAAGCAUUACCUCCCUCCACCACCAACCACCGAUAUGGCACUUGUCCGCCACCGCCGCCAUCCUAAUCUCCGCCUACCCCUCCCGGAGAUCUCUGAGCGCCGCCCCCGCUUCCCUCUCCCCCUCCCUCCCACCGCCGCUAAACCCGCCGCCGGAGAAGGCAUCACCGCCGCCGACCUCGAAAACCUCGCCGUGCUCGGCCACGGCAACGGCGGCACCGUCUACAAGGUCCGCCACAAGACAACCUCCGCCACCUACGCGCUCAAAAUCAUCCACAGCAACGCCGACGCCACCAUGCGCCGCCGCGCGUUCUCGGAAACAUCCAUCCUCCGCCGUGCCACCGACUGCCCCCACGUCGUCCGCUUCCACGGCUCCUUCGAAAAGCCCUCCGGCGACGUCGCCAUCCUCAUGGAGUACAUGGACGGCGGCACCCUCGAGACCGCCCUCGCCACCAGCGGCACGUUCUCAGAGGGAAGGCUUGCCGCGGUGGCGCGUGAUAUCCUCGAGGGCCUCGCGUGCCUCCACUCUCGCAACAUCGCGCACCGCGACAUCAAACCUGCGAACAUCCUCGUAAACUCACAGGGAGAAGUUAAAAUUGCAGACUUCGGAGUCAGCAAACUCAUGUGCCGCACGCUCGAAGCCUGCAACUCUUAUGUCGGCACGUGCGCGUACAUGAGUCCGGAACGGUUCGACCCGGAAGCAUCAGGCGGGAACUACAACGGUUUCGCUGCGGAUAUUUGGAGUUUGGGUUUGACCCUCUUUGAACUCUACGUGGGUCACUUCCCGUUUCUUGAAACGGGUCAGCGACCCGAUUGGGCUACCCUAAUAUGUGCCAUUUGUUACGGCGACCCCCCUAGCCUCCCCGAGACAGCGUCAGCUGAAUUUCGCAGCUUCGUCGAAUCCUGUCUCAAAAAGGACUCCGGUGAUAGGUGGACGGCGGCACAACUCUUGACCCACCCGUUCGUGUGCAAAAACCCGGAAACUCACUAAGUGGGUUGACCCGGUUAAUUUUGCUGAAUGAAUCGGGUCUUGAUAACGUUUGCCUUAUCAAGGAAUAACCUUUUUGAGAUGGUGUAUAUUCCCCCGGAUUCAAUUUGUUUUUUCAGGUUUAGGACAUUCCCUUUGUAAAUUGUGCUCAACGAUGAUUAAAAAUGGAAGUUAGAAUUCAUAAUAGAUAUGAUUAUUUUUUUCUUCAA
Messenger RNA from Vigna angularis (adzuki bean), 1215 nucleotides. RefSeq names its product mitogen-activated protein kinase kinase 9. Gene Ontology annotation, cellular component: cytoplasm. NCBI's taxonomy places the organism in Eukaryota, Viridiplantae, Streptophyta, Magnoliopsida, Fabales, Fabaceae. Gene Ontology annotation, molecular function: protein serine/threonine kinase activity; ATP binding. Gene Ontology annotation, biological process: protein phosphorylation. The coding region runs from base 56 to 1009 and encodes 317 amino acids. The transcript has a single exon. The record is from RefSeq and is a predicted model, not a curated record.